Messenger RNA from Bombina bombina (fire-bellied toad), 894 nucleotides. Its product is annotated as deoxyribonuclease-1-like. Gene Ontology annotation, molecular function: DNA nuclease activity. The transcript has 8 exons. Bases 1 to 855 code for a protein of 284 amino acids. Gene Ontology annotation, biological process: DNA catabolic process. Gene Ontology annotation, cellular component: nucleus. Lineage: Eukaryota; Metazoa; Chordata; Amphibia; Anura; Bombinatoridae. The record is from RefSeq and is a predicted model, not a curated record.
AUGAUGCGUUUGGCCAUUUUUGUUGCAUUGGCGCUCUACGUGAGUCAUAGUUCUGCAUUGAACAUUGGAGCCUUUAACAUUCAAGCUUUUGGAGACACCAAAAUAAAUAAUGCACAGGUCGCUUCCGUAUUAAUGAAGAUAUUACCUCGUUAUGACAUUGUUCUCAUUCAAGAGGUCCGAGAUGCUGAUUUGAGUGCAGUAAAAAUACUUAUGAACAAGCUCAAUUGCCUGGGCUCCGGAGAAGUUUUCUCCUAUGUGGUUAGUGACCAAUUGGGUCGUGACACUUAUAAGGAAAGAUACCUCUUUGUAUACAGGAAUGACCAUGUGGCUGUGCUGGAUUCAUACCACUACCAUGAUCAUAACAUGUACACCCAGGAAGACACCUUUAGCCGUGAACCGUUUGUGGUGCUGGUCAGGUCACUAAACACAGAUAUCCCAGACUUUGCACUGGUCCCGCUGCAUUCUGCACCCAAAGAUGCUGUUUGUGAGAUUGAUGCUUUGUAUGAUGUGUAUGAAGAUGUUAUACAAAAGUUUGAAACAAAUAACAUAAUUUUCUUGGGAGAUUUUAAUGCUGACUGUAGUUACGUCAAAUCUGCUGACUGGAGCAAAAUCCGUCUUCGUAAUGAUGAACAACUAUCUUGGUUGAUCCCCGACUCUAUUGAUACAACAGCAGGGAACACCGACUGUGCAUAUGACAGGAUUGUUGUGAGUGGUGAGGAAUUGCAGUGCACUAUCAAACCUAAUUCAGCCAAGGUAUUCAACUUCCAGAAUGAGUACGGGCUGACACUUGAGGAGGCUCUGGCAGUUAGUGACCACUAUCCUGUAGAAGUAGUUCUGGAAGACCCAGUGGUGUAACCAUGAUGCAGAACUUCACGACAUAGAAGACAAACUCAU